Cylindrotheca closterium is the source of this 810-nucleotide messenger RNA. NCBI's taxonomy places the organism in Eukaryota, Bacillariophyta, Bacillariophyceae, Bacillariales, Bacillariaceae. The record is from the annotation of a GenBank genome assembly.
AUGAAUCAACAUGCAGGAGUCCGCUUUACUCUGAAGAAGCGCACCAUUCGCAAGAGUCUUGACGACGUCAAGAUCUCUUCGUACAACUCUGACUUCCUGUCUGGUUUGUUCGCUGAUGUGGCGAAGAUUACCGAAAUGGCCGAUUCUGGUUCUACAAAACGUAGCUGCCCCGAACCAGCAACUACUGUGGCUGAACAGAAUACCAAUCUUGAAUCUCCAACGAAGAAACGGCGCACUUUGCUCAGUUCAAGUGUAAGCAGAUGCAACUGCUCUUCUUACAACCUAUCAGAUCUUGCUACUUCUCAUUCGACGAAGGCAGUCAUCGAAGAGUCAAGGGAAGUUUUCCUACCAUCACCAACACAACCGCGCUUUCUUGCCAACUCUAUCGAGAGGAACCCUCUUGCAACAGUGACCCAAAGUGGCCGACAAGACUCUCUGGCAUACCAGCUUGAUUGUGUGUCUGGACCAGAAUGUCCAAAACUGUCCACCGAAAAUGCUGCGGUUGUAGCAUUCCCCAAUCUUCCAGCCACUGUUAGUGAUUCUUCCUGCGCUGCAGGUCUAACUCGAGGUAGCCAGAUCAAGCAAGGAUCUUCUCCCGAGAAACAACCAUACAAAGAAUCUUUUGGUUGGUUCGUUGACCUCGACGAUCACCAAAGAAACGAAGGGCAUACAGUUUCAUCCUACUCUGUGUUCUGCCCAGAUCUAGCAUUCCAGGCGCCAACAGCACCAAAUGCCACACACAACGAUGCUGCGGUCCAAUGGGCCAAAGCAGCUGACACUGUUGAUGACGUCCUCGGUGACUUCUUUUAA